Molecule: messenger RNA, 291 nt
Organism: Rhizophagus irregularis DAOM 181602=DAOM 197198
Lineage: Eukaryota; Fungi; Glomeromycota; Glomeromycetes; Glomerales; Glomeraceae
Source: RefSeq, a predicted model, not a curated record
AUGGUAGAUCUUGAUAAGAUACUACAUAUUAUAGAUGAAGAUGUUGUAGAAACAGUCAUAAAAAAACCAUUAUUUGAUAUGAUUGAUAUGGAAAAUUAUCUAAUUGAUGAAUUGCAUGUUAUACUAAGAAUUACUGAUAGAUUAUGGAGUUUAUUAAUACAUGAAAUAAUUGCAUCUGGAUAUUUUGACAUAGCACGUGAAAUUAUUAUUGAAGAGAUGCAUCGAAUUGGCCAAGACAAGCUUAAAGUAUUAUGUUAUUUUAAUUUGGAAACAAUUUUAGAACCUACUUGA